CGCUCCGGCGUGAGACGCUCGCCGCGCAACCUGCGAGUCGCCGCGACCGGCCCGGCGAAGAAGCACUUUGGACGGCCGGUUCGAUUGUGACGCAGUCUCAAUUCGCGUCUCCCCACGCGGACCCCGCCCCUCGACGCUCUCUUCCUACGCACGCGGGCCGCCCUGCGACUUCCGCACUGCGACACUUGGCCUUGGCCCCGCCCCGGCCGGCGUCUCGAGCGUGCGCACUCGCCUUUCCCGCCGGCCGCACGUCCGCCGUGCGUCAAGAUGGCUGCCUCCUCGCGACACACGCUGCUUAGGCUAUCUCCUACGCUCUUACGAAGUUACUAUGGCGGUCAGGUUCCCCUCCAGACUCUUUGCACCAAAGGUCCUCCUGAAGAAGAUUCUCCAUCCUCACUUCCUGUUUCCCCUUAUGAGAACGAACCUUGGAAAUACCUGGAGUCAGAAGAAUACCAGAACCGCUAUGGCUCUCGCCCUGUCUGGGCUGGCUACCGCCGCAACCACAAAGGCGGGGUGCCGCCACAACGGACCCGGAAGACGUGCAGUCGUAAAGAUAAAAUUGCUGGGAAUCCUUGCCCCAUCUGCCGGGACCACAAAUUGCAUGUUGACUUUAGGCUCUGCUGCGGUGUGCCACGACCCUGGGUGUGUGAGGUGUGUGCUCUCAGCCUACAGAGGUCUUGGCAGCCCCUCACACGUUUCUCCUUCCCUGCAGAAUGUGAAACUCCUGGAACAGUUUGUUUGUGCCCACUCAGGCAUCAUCUUCCACGCUCCAUACACAGGGGUCUGUAUGAAGCAGCACAAGAGGCUGACUGAGGCCAUCCAGAAAGCCAGGGAGUGUGGUCUUCUCAGGUGCUACGUUCCCCAGGUAGAGCCCCGAGAUGCUGACUUCUGCACCGCACAUGGCGCUGUCAGUGUCACCCCGCCAGCCCCCGCGCUGCUGUCAGGGGAACCGUGGUACCCCUGGUACAGGUGGCAGCAGCCCCCAGAGAGAGAGCUGUCUCGCCUUCGCCGCCUUUAUCAGGGAAACCUCCGAGAAGAAAGUGGACCCCCACCUGAGUCAAUGCCGGAGGUGCCCGCCACACCAGCAGCAGCAGCCUCCGAGGAGCAGACCGGCUCCCUUAGUGCUUAGAACUUGUGACCUGGGAAGAGGUCAAGAGGUUAGGGGAGCAGUGACUAUGGUUACGUGCGGCACCGUGUCUGUUUGGUGACAGCGGCAGACCCUAAGAGGAAGUGACUGCCGUUGAAGAGGCUGAGAGCAGUCUAGGUGUUUAUGAGACACUGAGCAGGCUCACUUGACUCCUGUGUCCCUUGAUGCUAUGUCCCUUCUUAAAACCUGUGGCCCAGCUUCUCCACAAUAAAGCUAUGUCGCCUCUU
Molecule: messenger RNA, 1374 nt
Organism: Psammomys obesus (fat sand rat)
Lineage: Eukaryota; Metazoa; Chordata; Mammalia; Rodentia; Muridae
Gene: Mrps18b
Product: mitochondrial ribosomal protein S18B
Exons: 7
Coding region: 329-1129 (266 amino acids)
Biological process (GO): mitochondrial translation
Cellular component (GO): ribosome; mitochondrion
Molecular function (GO): structural constituent of ribosome
Source: RefSeq, a predicted model, not a curated record